AGGAGCGGUCUGCCAGCUGUGAGGGGGGGCACAGAAAACUGCCCGGAGAAUAUUUAGGAGGACCAAGGACCGCUGCUUCACAUCUCAUCCUCUGCUGAACACCGGGAAGUCAGCGUCUUGGAAGGAAGAGGAACCGACUAUCUGCUACCAAAAUCACUUAUCUCUGCAUCAUGUUGCGCCCAGUUUCUGUCCUCUGUCUCCUGUCCACCUUGCUGUCCACGUGGGUGCCGUGCAGUGCCCAGUCAGACUCUAGCAAACCUGUAAUCCAGCUGCGUCUAGCGGGGGACAAGAAGAAACACUACGAGGGCCGGGUGGAAGUCUUCUACAACGGAGAGUGGGGGACGGUGUGCGAUGAUGACUUCUCCAUCUCUGCUGCCCAAGUGGUGUGCAGAGAGCUGGGCUUCCUGGAUGCCGUGUCCUGGUCGCCCUCGGCCAAGUUCGGGAGAGGAGAAGGCCGUAUCUGGCUAGACAACGUGCACUGCACCGGUGGUGAGAAGAGCCUGGCUCAGUGUCGGUCCAAUGGCUUUGGCGUGACAGACUGCAAACAUUCAGAGGACGUCGGAGUAGUGUGCUCCCAGAAGCGCAUUCCAGGAUUCAAGUUCAUCCGGAACCAGGCCAGCAGUGACGAGGGUUUGACGGUGCAAGUGGAGGACGUGAGGAUCAGGGCCACGUACUCUCACAGGAAAAGGAUUCCCAUCACCGAGGGCUUCCUGGAGGUGAAAGACGGGGGCAAGUGGAGACAGAUCUGUAACGAGGAGUGGACGGAGAUGAACAGCAGGGUCAUCUGCGGCAUGUACGGUUUCCCCGGGGAGAAACGCUUCAACACCCGACCCUACAAGCUGUUGGCCACGCGCCGUAAGAAGAACUACUGGGGUUUUGCUGUCAACUGCACAGGCAACGAGGCCGACCUUUCUGAUUGUAAACUCGGGAAAGAGGUAGAGCGGAAGGGCAACGCCACCUGUGGGAAGGGCAUGCCUGUGGUGGUCAGCUGUGUGCCCGGACGUGCCUUCGCUCCUAGCGUCAGCAUCGGGUUCAGGAAGGCCUACAGGAUGGAGCAACCACUGGUGCGUCUGAAGGGCGGCGCGAUGAUAGGGGAGGGGCGAGUGGAGGUGCUGAAGAACGGAGAGUGGGGAACGGUCUGUGACGACAACUGGAACAUCCGGGCUGCCACCGUGGUGUGUCGAGAGCUGGGGUUCGGCAGCGCCAAAGAGGCCCUGUCUGGAGCCAAACUGGGACAAGGUAUUGGGCCGGUGCACAUGAACGAGGUUGAGUGCUCUGGGUUUGAAAAGUCUCUGACCGAGUGUUACUUUAACCGUGACGCUGUGGGCUGCAGCCAUGAGGAAGACGCAGCAGUCAGGUGUAACGUUCCCGCCAUGGGCUUCAAAAACAGACUUCGCUUGAGUGGAGGCCGUAACCCCUACGAGGGCCGCGUGGAGGUCCUGACAGAGAGGAACGGCUCUCUGGUGUGGGGCUCGGUCUGCAGUGAGAGCUGGGGGACCAUGGAGGCCAUGGUGGUGUGCAGGCAACUGGGCUUGGGCUUUGCCAGCCACGCUUUCCAGGAAACGUGGUACUGGCAGGGAGACUCGUCAGCUGAGGCCGUGGUGAUGAGUGGGGUGAGAUGCUCAGGGACUGAGCUGAGUCUGGAUCAGUGUCUGCAUCACGGCAAACACGUCCUCUGUCCCAGAGGAGGCGGACGCUUUUCUGCUGGGGUCUCUUGCACUCAGACGGCCCCAGACCUGGUCCUGAGUGCUCAGGCUGUGGAGCAGACCACCUACCUGGAGGACAGGCCCAUGUACGCCCUGCAGUGCGCCCACGAGGAGCGCUGUCUGUCCAGCAGUGCCGACAAAGCGGACCCCAACUCCUAUCGCCGCCUCCUCCGCUUCUCCUCCCAGAUCCAGAACAACGGUCAGUCGGACUUCAGGCCGCGGGCUGCACAUCACUCCUGGGUCUGGCACGAGUGUCACAGGCAUUACCACAGCAUGGAAGUUUUUACCCACUAUGACCUGCUGAGCCUGAACGGCACUAAAGUGGCAGAGGGACACAAAGCCAGCUUCUGUCUGGAGGACACCCAUUGUGACGAGGGCAUCCAGAAGAAGUACGAAUGUGCGAACUUCGGGGCCCAGGGCAUCUCAGUCGGCUGCUGGGACACCUACAGACAUGACAUUGACUGCCAGUGGAUUGACAUCACAGACGUGAAGCCCGGCGACUACAUCCUCCAGAUUGUGAUAAAUCCAAACUACGAGGUCGCAGAAUCAGAUUAUUCCAACAACAUCAUGAAGUGUCAAUCGCGGUACGAUGGACAGCGCAUGUGGACAUACAACUGUCAUACAGGUGGCAUGCGGAGUUCAGAAACAGAGGAAAUGUUUCCCGGACUGCUCACCAAUCAGCUCUCACACAGAUAGACCCCAAGGCGGAUAAACAGAUGGAAGCCUAUACUAAUAUUGGACAACCACUAGAGGGAGCUGUAUGGCUUAGCUUCCUUGAAUUAUUGCUGGAUGAUGUUGGGCUCAGGGCUCAGCUGGGACAACAGAUGACUCGAUAGGAAAAUGAACUGCUUGCUUAUCCAUUAACCGUAAUUGUGUAAGUGUCGGUACAGUGUAGAUUUUUGACCUGCUUAUCAGAGGAGAUGCCAUAAGGAUUGCAGACAAAUAUUUAUUGAACUGUCCCGAAAUUGCCUUGAAAGCCGAGGUUUUUUUUUCGGGAUUCCUCAAACCAAAGAUUAUUCGUCACGACCGUGAACCUUAUGCUGAGCUUUGAGUGGAUGGAAAAUAGUCUCCAGCAAAAUUUGGUGCUACAACUUGUUAUUCCUCAAACAGAUGAAUUGAAAUGCAGAUGAAUGAAUCGCAAUGUGUCGGAGAGUUAAAGGCAUUAUUAUAACAGCAGAGCCGCAUGUCGCAUUCUAUGCAAAAACACACCCGAGAAGACAAAAAAAUGGAUUUAAAAAGAAAAAAAUAAUAAUAAUGGUGACAUGUAACCACAUCUGCAUUAUUAGUGAAUGAAAGUAGGAUUUAUUUUUAUAUUUUUCGUCGGAUGCCCCAAGCACUGAAUGUACUAGAUGUCAACAGGUGGCUUGGCUUUGGUUUCCUGCAGUGUUUGUGACAGUGUGUAAAAGAGCAUAGACCGAAACCGAAUUGAGAAUUUAAACGUUGUGGGAAAAGUGCGUUUUUACUUGAGCUCAUUUUAUAAAUAGUUUUAUUUAUUUAUAUUCUCUUCAGGCUUGCGACGGUAGACACACAUUUUCAUUUUCAUGAUCUGCUCGGCUCCUUUCUCUGUGUCUUCAUUUGUUAAAUUAUUACAGUCAGGGACCAUGACAACAUUGUGGAAGUACUGUAUCAACCACACAUGUAUGUGAAAAUGCCUCUUUAUCGGUUUGUAAAUUUAUUUCUGAACGCAACGAGUCAGGGAUCCUUCAUUUUUAUAAGGGUACUUGUUAGUUGCUGCCUGUAUGCAUGAAUGAAUGUGGAAAAGCAUUACAUUUUUAAAUAAAAAUGGUGAAAGCA
Molecule: messenger RNA, 3500 nt
Organism: Mugil cephalus (flathead mullet)
Lineage: Eukaryota; Metazoa; Chordata; Actinopteri; Mugiliformes; Mugilidae
Gene: loxl2a
Product: lysyl oxidase-like 2a
Exons: 14
Coding region: 171-2402 (743 amino acids)
Biological process (GO): peptidyl-lysine oxidation; sprouting angiogenesis
Cellular component (GO): membrane
Molecular function (GO): copper ion binding; protein-lysine 6-oxidase activity
Source: RefSeq, a predicted model, not a curated record